UUUCUAUAAAGCCAAUUAAAAGAAAUUCUAUAUCUGUCCUUGUAUAGACAAUGAUGAUAGACAAGGAUAGACAUGGUUAUAGGUUAUAAUUUCUCCGAAGCUCUCAUUUUUAUUCCAGGCUUUCAAUCUCAAUUUCAAAGUCGGCGAUAGUAAAGGCGAGAGCAUGGUCCACGUGGUCUCGUCUCGGGACAAUUUAAAAUUGAAAUACGAGUAAAAAGGAGAAGAAGAGAAGGAAAAGGAAGAAAGCCACUAAAAACUGGAAAGUACGAGCUUGAGAUUCAGCUUAUUUGAGAAAUUCAGUUUUUAUCGCAAGAAAGAAGUCAAUCGAGACGGGUAUUCUCAUGUGGAACCAGUAGAACUUGUGAACAAAGGACUCGGGAUGAGGCUGUAUUGUUUGUCCAGCGAACCAACAAAGCCAUGCUUGGUUCUAACUUUCAAAGGAACCACGCUGAUGUUGGACUGUGGCUUGAAUAUGCAAUCCAUCUUGCAUUUCAUGCCUUUGCCCAUGGUUCCCAGCAGCAAGUUUAAUUCCUUGCCGACAUGGCUGCCACGCAAUGACAAUCAGCAAGAUUGGCAAAUCGAGGGUGAGCUGAAAGAAUGUUGCGGUAGAGUCUUUGUGGAUUCAGUUCCGGAGUUCACUCCCCCUUUGGAGAAAAUAAUUGAUUUCUCAGAGAUUGAUGCCAUUUUGAUAUCUAACUACACAUGCAUGCUUGCGUUACCGUUCAUAACAGAGGGCACAGGUUUUAAAGGUAUAAUAUAUGCCACCGAACCGACGUUGCAAAUUGGACGGUUUUUCAUGGAGGAACUUGUAGAAUUCAUUGAGCGGACUCCAAAAGCAACAAUGGCCAGACAUUGGAAGGACAUGUUACAUACUUUGCCAUCCCCAUUGGCGGAGGUUGUUAAACCAAAAUCCUGGAAGCACAUUUAUUCCAUGUCGGCCGUGAACUCGGCGCUAUCAAACAUUCAAAUGGUUGGAUAUGAUCAAAAGCUAGAUAUAUAUGGCGCUCUAACAGUCACACCAAUCAGUUCGGGUUUUUGCUUAGGUAGUAGCAAUUGGUUGAUAUCUAGCGACCAUGAAAAGGUUGCUUUUGUCAGCGGUUCGUCUACGCUCACUACUCAUCCGAAGCCCAUGGAUCAAGUCACGUUAAAGCAUGCCAAUCUAUUAAUUUUGACGGGAUUAACACAAACUCCAACUGCUAAUCCAGACACAAUGCUUGGAGAAUUGUGCAUGACUGUUGCUGUGACUCUUAGAGCUGGUGGAUGCGUCUUGAUACCUUGCUAUCCUUCCGGCGUUGUGUAUGAUUUAUUUGAAUGUCUGAGCACUCAUCUGGACAAGUCAGGCUUCACGCAAGUGCCUUUAUUUUUCAUCUCACCGGUGGCAGAAACAUCUUUGGCUUAUUCGAAUAUUCUUGCCGAAUGGCUGUCGACAAGUAAGCAAAACAAAGUUUAUCUUCCAGAGGAACCGUUUCCACACGCUUUCCUCGUGAAGAAUGCACGAUUGAAGCACUAUACGUCUACGUACGCCGAAGGAUUCAGCAAUGACUAUCGACAGCCUUGUGUCGUCUUCUGCGGCCAUCCCAGUCUCCGAUUUGGCGAUGCCGUGCAUUUCGUGCAGUUAUGGGGCAAUAAUCCUUUGCAUACCGUAAUUUUUACAGAGCCUGAUUUUCCGUAUUUGGAGGCCUUGGCUCCCUUUCAACCAUUGUCUAUGAAAGCAGUGCAUUGUCCCAUUGAUACGUCUCUGAAUUUUACUCAGGCUAAUAAACUUAUUCGAGACUUAAAGCCAGACCAUCUAGUUAUUCCAGAGGUUUAUACGCAGCCUCCUGCAAUGGCACAGCAUAGAACAGAUCUUGUCAUCGAAUCCAUCGGGGAAAAACCCUUGAUUACGUUCAAACGCGGAGAGGUGAUAAAAUUGCCAUUAAAGCGGAAGAAGGGCCGCGUGUUUAUCAAGCCGGAAUUAGCUAGCAGUAUUAUACCGAGUGAAGUGCGACCUGGCUUGAGUCUCGCAUCUGUUACCGGCGAGCUUGAGGUCAAGGACAACGUAUAUACUAUAAAAAAUGUUGAGGACAAACCGAGCGGAAAGAGGAAAAUGUCGUUGGGUUCGCCUGCGCCCAUCAUGGAGGAAGUGUUGAAGGAGCGAAAACACGAGUACGGGAAUCUGGAUCCACAAGAAUUGCUACAAAAGCUCAAUCAGGAAGGCUUUCAUGGGGCCAAAUUACAGCACAGUCCUACCUCUACGGAUAUUCAUUUGCAAGACGAGGACACUCUGAUUCAAAUUGGAGAUAAUUCUACGCACAUUUUCUGCAACGGUGAUCAAAAGAUCCGUAAACGUCUCAGGAGUAUAAUAAUGCAGUGUCUAAAAAGAUUUUGAGGUACAAUAUACAUUUUUGUAGUAUUCUGACAUUCUGUGAGACAAUGUUUUAUACUGCUACACUGUAUAUACAUAUAAUUUAUUGUUUUAAAGCGUA
Temnothorax curvispinosus is the source of this 2465-nucleotide messenger RNA. RefSeq names its product integrator complex subunit 9-like. Lineage: Eukaryota; Metazoa; Arthropoda; Insecta; Hymenoptera; Formicidae. The record is from RefSeq and is a predicted model, not a curated record. The coding region runs from base 380 to 2368 and encodes 662 amino acids. The transcript is spliced from 12 exons. Gene Ontology annotation, cellular component: integrator complex. Gene Ontology annotation, biological process: snRNA processing.